CUGCUGUAUUUAAUAAAAUAUAAGUUUCAUCUGGAAACGAACACAAAUGUUUUGUCAGUUGUGCAAAACGACAAACAUUUUAAAUAUUAAAAGUGUUUUGAUAUUUUACAGUGAAAGCAACAGCACGGAAGAAAACAACAUUACAGAUUCAGACAUGUUACCAAAGACGCGUCUGGGGAAGCGCUCUCCUCUCGGGGCGUUGGUGAGCGCCACCUGCCCGACAGGUGAGACCGGCAUCACCGUGACAACAGCAGCAGGACAACAGGCCAUCAGCAGGGUCAAAGGUCAUCCUGGGCUGAAGGUGUAUUUUCAGUGUGGAGGUGGCGGGGAGUCGUCAGGUGCGGCGGAUCAGCUCGACUUCAUGCAGAGUGAAGUUUCCACCUGGCCGUCUUCUCGUCCCUCCGCGGUGCCUCCGUCCUGCAGCAGAUCUGUCUCCUCCUGCAUCGACGUCCCCAGAAGUCAGAGGCGUCCGGAGGAGGUGGACGUGGACGAGCUGAUGGCAGCGAUGGUCCUCAGCAGUUUGUCCUGCAGCCCGCGGCUGCACAGCCCCACACACACAGACCCCACAGCUCCUCCGAUGGACUGCGGCGGCGAGCUCUCCGACAGCGGCAGCAGCGGGUACUGGAGUGUCGGCCUCGCCAACAGCAGCCCGGCGCCGUCUCCGCCAAACGCAGAGCCCGACGCCAGUCCGGCCACGCCCUCCGACGAAGGCCUGGACAUGGAGUUGGAACAGGUGCUAUUCGACGAGCCGGCGCCACGGAAGCGAAAGAACUUUGUGAAGGUGGCGUACAGGUGUAUGUGGCCGAGCUGUGGGAAGGUGCUGACGUCAGUGGUGGGAAUAAAACGCCACAUCCGGACCACACACCUAUGCCGCGGCAGCGAGCACGAGCGUUGUUCCCGCAGCGAGGAGGAUUUUUACUACACGGAGGUGAACCAGUGGGACCCGCAGUCCCCCCCCCACACUCUCCCCUUCGGCCCCGCAUCCCCCCCCUCCUCACCUCCCAGCACCCCACAUCCCUCCCCUUCGUCUCCCCCUCCUCCCGCCUGCAGCGCCCUGAGUCGCUCCGCCCCCUCCUCCUCCGGCAGCUUCAUGCAGGUCCAAUCAGAACACUCCUACCAGGCUCCAGCUGUCGGUCACGUGAUGUCAGCAGCAGCUUCGAACACGCCCACCUGUCGCUGGAUGCCCCCCCCCACCAGCUGUCCCACACCGGGUUUGGCUUUUCGGGUGCGUUCUGUCAGUGUUGGAGAGCAGUGGCUGCAGCACCACAGCGCCCCCUGCAGGAGGAUCCGCGGCGAGGCCAAGAAGUGUCGUAAAGUUUACGGCAUCGAGCACCGAGACCAGUGGUGCACGGCCUGCCGCUGGAAGAAAGCGUGCCAACGCUUCCUCGACUGAGCGGAGUAAGAGUAAGAAGGAGAGGAAGGAGCAGAAAGGACUGAAGCAGAAAUAUUUUUCAUCUUUUCAUUUUUAUAAUCUUUCUAUAUUUCCCAGAAGCGUCUUUUUGUUUUGAACGUGUUUUCUGAAUGUUGAAGACGUCGUGUCCUGGUGCUUUCUGAUCCACACGUCGGGGCAGCUAUGAUGUAACCUUUGACCUGGAAGCAGCCGAGGGAGUUUCUGCGUCGGCGUCCAGAUGAACUCCGGAUUAUAUCAGAUUUACAGAUCAAAACAUCCGAGGAUUAAAAUACUGGAUUAGUUUAAAGGAGCACAGCGAGGUUAUUAAAGUGUUUGUGACCGGAGCCCUGGAGGAUUCAAUACUGUAACGCUUCAAAUGUCCGGUUACAAGUCGUCCUGCGAGUUUCCAGUCUCUAACAUGUCGAUCCCAGUUUCUCAGAGUCCAAGCUGUGGAUGUCUUCACGUUCAUGUUCUGUCCACACAAAGAUCAUCACUGAUGUAAAUAUGAUGCAAAGUUUCCAUAUUUGAGGCUGAAAACAGACUUUCAAACGAUUUAACGAUUAGCAAAAUCUAGAGAUUCUUUUCCUCUCGGGGGACUGAUCGCUGCAGCUCUACUUACAGCAGCUUUAUAAUGUGUUGUAAAGCGUUUAUUACAUGUUCAUAUGCUGCUUCACGGCUCUAAAGGAAUCACUGCUGUCCACUGUUGUGGUGUGUUCAAGUGCAACGUUAAGACGUGACGGCUCUGCUGAUUCUUUAAUGUCUUAACGCUGCAAUGAUCCCCCGAGUUUCAUUAUCAAGCCUUUGAUCAUCACUGUAAACAUCAUCAGCCCUUACUUCACGAGCUUCGUUGAGAUGUUUUAUGUUUGGAAACAGAAGCCAUUUCCACUCGUCUCUGGAAAACAUUCAGUCAUAAGUAUUAAAAGAUCUGUUUAACACAUUGAAUACAUAAUUUUUACACUGAAUUAUAUAUUUUUUAUCAUUUCUACCUGAUGUACACCAGGUCCAUAUAUCCAACGAUGACUCCUGAAGCCUUUUUAAACGUUCAGAUGUUAAACUGAGACAAAGAUUCUUCUCUAUUUAUAUUCUCUAUAUGUCCUGUUGUUUAUGAGCAAUAACAAUGUUAUUGUCAUAUCAUUUUUAAGAUGCACUCUUUUAUACAUGAUGUGAAAUCCUGAUGUUAUAAUAAAGUGAUCAAACUGA
Messenger RNA from Cottoperca gobio, 2590 nucleotides. RefSeq names its product zinc finger protein 395-like. NCBI's taxonomy places the organism in Eukaryota, Metazoa, Chordata, Actinopteri, Perciformes, Bovichtidae. Bases 47 to 1393 code for a protein of 448 amino acids. Gene Ontology annotation, cellular component: nucleus. The record is from RefSeq and is a predicted model, not a curated record. Gene Ontology annotation, molecular function: DNA-binding transcription factor activity; RNA polymerase II cis-regulatory region sequence-specific DNA binding. The transcript has 10 exons. Gene Ontology annotation, biological process: regulation of transcription by RNA polymerase II.